Messenger RNA from Glycine soja, 642 nucleotides. RefSeq lists its product as uncharacterized. Bases 1 to 642 code for a protein of 213 amino acids. Gene Ontology annotation, molecular function: protein dimerization activity. Lineage: Eukaryota; Viridiplantae; Streptophyta; Magnoliopsida; Fabales; Fabaceae. The transcript has a single exon. The record is from RefSeq and is a predicted model, not a curated record.
AUGGAUGACGAAAUACCAGUUCGGGGUCAUUCAAGAGCAGAAGGGAGGACUAUCACUAAUCUUCAUCAUUACCGUGCAGAGAUUUUUUAUGUUGCUAUUGAUAAAAUAUGUGUGGAGAUGGAUCACCGCUUUAGUGAAGGAAGUAACGUUAUACUUGAUUGCUUCUCAUGUCUUGACCCCAAGAACUCUUUCUCCAAGUUUGAUGUUGAUAAGCUUGCUCGUCUUGCUGAUAUUUAUCAUGCAGACUUUUCUGAUGAUGACCGAGGAACAAUUAGGGAUCAACUUGAAACUUAUGUGCUUCAAGUGAGAAGAAAUGCUUCUUUUUCCACUCGUGAAGAUGUUCAAAGUUUGGCUAUGAAGAUGGUUCAAACUGAGAAACAUUUGGUAUUUCCAUUGGUUUAUAAACUUAUUGAGCUAGCUUUGAUAUUGCCGGUGUCGACAGCAUCCGUUGAAAGAGCUUUUUCAGCAAUGAAGAUUAUCAAGUCUAAAUUGCGCAAUAAGAUCAACGAUGUGUGGUUCAAUGACUUGAUGGUAUGUUACACCGAGCGGGAGAUAUUCAAGUCACUUGAUGAUAUUGAUAUUAUUCGAACAUUUACCGCAAAGAAGUCUCGGGAAGGACACUUGCCUCGUAAUUUUAUUUAA